Messenger RNA from Penicillium riverlandense, 1338 nucleotides. RefSeq names its product non-structural maintenance of chromosomes element 4 family protein. The record is from RefSeq and is a predicted model, not a curated record. The coding region runs from base 1 to 1338 and encodes 445 amino acids. Gene Ontology annotation, biological process: DNA repair. Gene Ontology annotation, cellular component: Smc5-Smc6 complex; nucleus. The transcript has 3 exons. Lineage: Eukaryota; Fungi; Ascomycota; Eurotiomycetes; Eurotiales; Aspergillaceae.
AUGGCACGUCUCGCCGGGGGUCAGCUCGACGAACAACCCAUUAGUUCAAGCUCCUCCCCAUCACCAGGGCGAUCUUCUGACAAGGAAAAUCCCCGACGAAGUGUCAACAAAAGAACCACGAUGCCACCUCCAAGCUCAGCGAACAAACGGCGACGCCUCACUGACCACGACGCGAAUAUCCAGUCGCAGAUGCCAAUGUCGCAACGCAACGCCCAGAACAGGUACUACGAUCCAGACCAGGAUGCGGGCGAGCGAAGGAAAAUUCGGAAAGGACUGAGGGACUUGACGCGAGAACUCAACGACUCGCGAUCCGAAUAUAUGCAGACCGGAAAUGAUGGCCUCUACAAGACGGUCACCAAAGCGAACGAGAUUUUCGUCGGAGUCAAGCAGACUUCCGACGCGACGAUCGACUCUCGCCUCCUAGUCAACGCGGCCGAUCUCUCCCAUAAAAAGACUGCCCAGCUCGCUCUCGGGGACGCGACGGCCGGUAUCGAUGUCGAUGAAUUCGUUUCCAAAUGUAUCUCGUUCAUGCGUCGGGGUGAAGCACCCACUCUCUCUCCGUCCCAUGGAACCCAGCGCCGCCGACCACGUCAAAGCCAGAGAGACCCCGAUGCGAGCGACGAUGAGGAUGCGGGAGACGCGAUGAAUUGGGACUGGCUGGGUCGACACGCCUGUCUACCGUAUAGCGCUCGACCGGCCGUGUCGGGGUGGUUGUUGGGCCCAUUAUCCGUGCAAAAGCGCGCGCGCCAAAUGACCCAGCGGCGAGCGCAUGAGCGGAUCGAUCCAUCACAGGCCGUGGAGCCCAACGAGCUUAAGCAGCAGGAUCUCGGGGAUCAAGAAAACGUCAAUCUCGCCUUCAUGUGCUCGACAAUCAACAAACUGCUUGCGGAUGUACUGCGGGAUCGCAACGAAGCUGCUUCCAACGAUAUUGCUGCGAUGCUGGCUAAGACAGGGCAAACCGAACCCAGUUUCGAGCAGGUCAAGGAGGCGGCUGCAAAUCAUGGAAUUACCGACGAUGGCGGCUUAAAUCUCUUCCAUGUUUGCAUCAAUCCUCGUUCUUUCGGGCAAAGUGUCGAAAAUUUGUUCUACAUCAGCUUCCUUGUUCGCGAUGGGAAUAUCGGUCUGCAGGUGGACAGUCGCCAAAUUCCGAGUCUUCACUCCUCGGAUCCCUGGUUACCCAGUGAGGCUCAAAAGCAAGGCAUUAAAAAACAGCAGGCCAUCUUCAGUCUAGAUUUCGAGACAUGGCAAGAGCUUGUUGACGCGUUUGAUAUCAAAAAAUGCAUCAUCCCUCAUCGCGAUGAAAUAGAAGCGGAGACCAACCAGGCCUGGUCUGGUUAG